This is a messenger RNA of Dendroctonus ponderosae (mountain pine beetle), 806 nucleotides long. RefSeq lists its product as uncharacterized. NCBI's taxonomy places the organism in Eukaryota, Metazoa, Arthropoda, Insecta, Coleoptera, Curculionidae. The record is from RefSeq and is a predicted model, not a curated record.
GAGAGCCGAUCGAAUGAACACCAAGUGGUCCUGCGAAACAUCGGUUUCAAUUUAUCCGGAAACUUCAGCUGCGAAGUAACCACGGACGAGCCCUCCUUUGCAGCCAUUACUGUAAUCAAAGAUAUGCUGGUCGUCGUUUUGCCGAAAAGCCCUCCAAGUCUAACUACGGAUAAAAGUUUCUACGAGGUUGGGGAUGUGUUGAGAGCAAACUGUAGUUCGCCGCAAUCCAGACCAGCUGCCACCCAUACCUUUAUAUUAAAUAAUAUCGUGGUGUUUGAUAAAUCUGUAACCAAAAAGAUUCCGGAUAGAGAUCUAAUUCGAACGGAAUCUUUUUUGGAGCUGGUCCUCUCUCCAAAUGAUUUCCACAACGGCCGAUUAACUCUGAAGUGCGUGGCUCAAAUGGGAGAUUUAUAUCAGCAAGAUACCGACAUCACUUUUACCAACGUUAAGGAUCCCAUUCCAGCUCGAGUUACUCAAACAUCGUCGAGAGCUUCCGUUCAACAAAUCAUUAUUUAUGUGUUUAUUGUCCUUAUACCGAUUAGUAUCAACAAUUUAUAGACAAUUACCUUAAUGGAAAUAACUUUUCUAGUCAAAUAUGUCAAGGGACACAUAUUCGUCUACAGCUGUUUACUUUAGAUAUAGCGUUAUAAAGUUUGUACUAUAUUUGAGUAGAAUUGUGGAAUAUACUGGUUGAAAUACACAGUAAGUUAUUAUAUUUCGAGUAUUGUUUAAUUAUUAUUGAUUGUAGUUGCAAUUAGUUUACUUUCUGUGGAAACUUUCAGUAAAAAUAAAGCUGUUAUGUUAUA